GUAUGAGACUUAAUCAGACGGGGCUCCGCCACCGUGAUCUAAUUGCUCGCGCUGACGACUCUUUUAUUAAUAACUUUUUCUUGUCUUUUUUCUCUCUCUCCCUCCGACAUACUAGAGAUCGCGCGCUUUUGUUCGAAAAGUCUUCCUGUCAUAAUUAUAAGAAGUUUGUCCAAAGAAUAAACGCUCGUGCUAUUAAUUGUGAAUUCUUAUUUGGCGUCCCGGAAUACAAUAAUUUUGGUGUCAGAAGUGGGAUAUGCAAAAGAGUGACGAGAAGUCCAUGCCUGCUGGAUGUGAGGAUAUCUUCGACUCAACAGCGUAAUCUCCGUGCAAACAAAUAAAAUGGCGGAAAACGUAUCUCCUGAACUCAUGCAAGCUCUGACUCAGAUGAUUGUUAGUGCGCUCAAGACAUCCGUCGGUCAUGCUUCCGCGGAAUUCCAGAUGCCUCAAGACGGUACCGAGGCUGGCACAUUAAUUCAACCAAAACCACCUACAUUUUUUAUGACCGAAUAUCGCUCGUCGGAAGAGACUUCGGUUGCUGACUACUUCAAGCGAUUCGAGUGGGCGUUGAAGUUGAGCAAAAUUCCAGAAGGGCAGUAUGCGAAUUACGCCCGAGUUCACAUGGGUGCGGAGCUGAACAACGCCAUCAAAUUCCUGGUAAGCCCUCGUGACCCUGAAGACGUUCAAUUCACUGAACUACGUACGAUAUUGGUAGACCAUUUUGACCAAGCUAAAAAUAAAUACGUUGAGAGCGUGAAAUUCAGACAAAUCGUUCAGCAAAAAGGCGAAUCUAUCGCAAAUUUCGCACUACGUUUAAAACAAGGCGCUGCGCAUUGUGAAUACGACACAUUUCUGGACAGAAUGUUGAUUGAACAACUUCUCCACGGACUGGAAUCACGAGAUAUGUGCGACGAAAUUAUCGCUAAGAAACCGACUACAUUCAGUGCGGCAUACGAGAUCGCGCAUUCACUCGAGGCAACCCGGAACACGGCAAGUGAAAUUAGGACCUCCGAACCGGCAACCGCUCCUGAAAUGACAAACAAACUGGGUUAUGAAAUGCCGAAAACGAAAAAAAGCGGACAGUUUCGACAUCGAACAUCACCACUGGACAACGGACAACUUCAAGGUUCGUGUAAUGGUUGCGGAGGACAACAUCUGAGAAGCCAAUGUCGAUUCCGCGAAGCAAAAUGCUUCAAAUGUGACAAGACCGGUCAUAUAUCUAAGGUAUGCAGGACAAAGAGGUCUACACCGCAGGAUUCCUCCACCAAUCAGGUUCAAUCGGAAAUGCCAUCUGCUCAAGUUGAUUCCCUACAACUAUUAAGUCAAAUUCACGAAAUUGCCUCUCCAGAAAACUGAUAGGCAAUUUUCGAGUUACACAGGACACCAUAUUGAUUGCCUUGGUCGUAUCCCAGUAAACGCAACUAUUGGAUCCGCUACACG
Messenger RNA from Temnothorax curvispinosus, 1437 nucleotides. RefSeq lists its product as uncharacterized. The transcript has 2 exons. The record is from RefSeq and is a predicted model, not a curated record. Gene Ontology annotation, molecular function: nucleic acid binding; zinc ion binding. The coding region runs from base 340 to 1353 and encodes 337 amino acids. Lineage: Eukaryota; Metazoa; Arthropoda; Insecta; Hymenoptera; Formicidae.